AUGAAGUCGACGGAACUUAAAAUACCUAUCAAAUCUAUUAAUGUAGCUAUAGAUGAUCUUGGGAGGGCUAGCCAGUUAUAUUCCGCGAAUAUUCUUGGCUUAUUUCCGCAUACGGGUAAAAGUCACCAUAUGGUUUUCGAGCCCCUAUUACAUAAAUUAGCCGAAAGAGGUCACAAUGUGACCGUUGCAUCAUUUUAUCCAUCCAAAAAUCCUCCACCGAAUUACCAUGAUAUCAGUUUACGAGGUAUGUAUGAAUUACGGCUUGAAUCGUUCGAUUUAAAUAUUUUUGAAGCUCCUAGUAUAUUGGACAGAAUACCAAAACUAGGGAAGAUGAUGAAACAAGUAUUGCAACUUCAGCCUUUCGCGGUUGCGUCUGUGAAAAUUUGUGAAAAGCUUAUAAACUUUUCACCGCUAAUAAAUGUAUUAAGGGACGAUUAUGAUGCUGUUAUAUUAGAAAAUUUUACCAGUGAUUGUAUGCUUGGUCUCCUUUACGCAUAUGGAAUAACAGCACCAGUGAUAUCUAUUCUGUCUGGAACACCCAUGCCUUGGACAGUGGAACGGGUAGGUGCUACUGAUAACCCUUCGUACGUACCAACAAUCACAGCUCCUUUGUCUUCUCGAAUGUCAUUAACGGAUCGUUUAGAAAAUACAUUGGUUAAUUUCGCGUUGAAGAAAUGGUUUUAUAAUGAAAUACAAACAAAAGAGAGAGCGAUUAUUGAAAAGAAGUUUGGUAGAAUUCCAGAUUUAGUUGAUUUAGGAAAGAACGUUUCUUUAGUUCUUACGAAUUCGUAUUAUACACUGACUGGAGUUAAGCCUCUUGUGCCUGCCCUAGUGGAAGUUGGUGGUUUACAUUUGGAUUUCCAGAAGCAACCUAUACCGAAGUUUAUCGAGAAGUUUCUCAAUGAAUCGAAUGACGGUGUCAUAUUAUUUAGUUUCGGGUCUCACAUAAAAACGAAAACAUUACCAAAGUACAAAGAGGAAAUCUUCUCUAAUGCACUUUCGAAGCUGAAGCAAAGAGUUAUUUGGAAGUACGAAGACAGUGGCGAGGAAGGAAAUCUCUCCGGAAAUAUCCUCAAAGUCAAAUGGUUGCCGCAGUACGAAUUACUCCAACACGAAAAGGUCAUUGCGUUUUUAUGUCACGGUGGCAUGCUCGGUAUGAUCGAGGCGACUGCAGCUGGUAAGCCGAUGAUCGUGGUGCCUUUCUUCGGUGACCAACCCUCGAAUGCAGCAGCGGCAGCUGAAGCGGAAGUUGGCAUCGUACUUUCUUAUCAGGACCUCACUGAAGAUGUCUUGAGUGAAGCUUUGGAAACUGUUAUCAGUGAUAAAAUGCGUGCGCAUGCGCGAAAAAUGUCAAAAAUAUGGCAUGACAGAGAGACAGCACCUAUGGACAAAGCUGUAUUCUGGACGGAGCACGUGAUGCGCUGGGGCAACUCUGCUCAUCUGCACUCCUCUGCAAGAGAACUCACAUUCACCCAGCUAUCGUUACUAGAUGUCGCUAGUAUCAUUAUUGUAAUUACAAUAAUAAUUAUUAUCGUAGCAUUUUAUUUUAUUGUAAAAAUAUUGCAAAUAUUUAAAAAUAUUACAAAGGAAAAGUUGCUUUAGAAGUGAAGGUUUUUCGAAUACAAACUUUCUGGUAUUAAAAAUAAAUGAUGCAUUCUUUCGAUCAACCCGUAAA
This is a messenger RNA of Melitaea cinxia (Glanville fritillary), 1675 nucleotides long. Its product is annotated as UDP-glycosyltransferase UGT5-like. The record is from RefSeq and is a predicted model, not a curated record. NCBI's taxonomy places the organism in Eukaryota, Metazoa, Arthropoda, Insecta, Lepidoptera, Nymphalidae. Bases 1 to 1602 code for a protein of 533 amino acids. Gene Ontology annotation, molecular function: UDP-glycosyltransferase activity. The transcript has 5 exons.